Scutellospora calospora is the source of this 161-nucleotide messenger RNA. NCBI's taxonomy places the organism in Eukaryota, Fungi, Glomeromycota, Glomeromycetes, Diversisporales, Gigasporaceae. The record is from the annotation of a GenBank genome assembly.
AUACAGAAUCUGAAACCUCCCAAACAGAUGAAACCCUAGAAAAUAGCUCCUCUAAUAUGGAAGACCUGAAUUCAGAAAACCUUGUUGUAGAAAAAAAAAACAAGAAGCCUCAUCAGUUAGAACUCUUGAUAAUAGCAACAAGGAGAACAUCACAACUUAGA